Phaedon cochleariae (mustard beetle) is the source of this 1314-nucleotide messenger RNA. The record is from the annotation of a GenBank genome assembly. Lineage: Eukaryota; Metazoa; Arthropoda; Insecta; Coleoptera; Chrysomelidae.
AUGGAAAAUUCAACCGUAAAUAGUGAUGAAAAUCAGUUCACAGAAGGACAUGAGAGAGAUAUGGAUGCCCAGCAUCAAAAUUUGGAGGAGAACCAGAAAUUUAUUGGAGAACAGCUGGACGUACACCUCAUCGAAGAAGAAUAUCAAAGGAUCAAGGUUGUCGAGACGCUGGGAGAAGAAAAAAGUCUUACGAAAACAUUGGAGUUUGUUGAUGAGGCUGACAAUGCUGAGUUGAUUCGCACACAGGAGUCACGGAGCGAAAUUACUGAGGAAAUCAAGUUGCAGAAAAAUAAUGUGAAUGUGAAUGUACCUCAUCCGGAACUGGAAGACACUGAGAUGGUUUCCUCUAACGGAGAAAACACCAAGCUCCUGACCAUUCUAGAAUAUUUUCCGGCAACAGUAGACGAACAAAUAACCGAAUCUGUUUUGAUUACUAUGGAUGAUCUGGUGAUUCCUCCAAGAACAGAAGCUAACGUGCGAGGAAGUUUGGAGAUGGCCAUUAAGGGAGAUGUACUAGUUUGCGAGCCCUGCGAUAUAGGAAAUCCUCAAGCACACGUAGCUCGCACAGUGGUGAGGAAUGAACAGAAGAUUCCAGUGAAGAUAAUGAAUUUAUCGUGGAAAGAAGUCAAGCUGAAGAAGGUGGAAACAACCCGUAUAAUGUAUCACUGUGGGAUGCAUAGUCACUCGUCUUUGGUGGAGGGAGGAAUUUCAAGUUAUGUGGAUAAGCUGGGAGCAGAAGAUUGCAGGCUACUUCAUCGCUAUCGCGCACUGAAACUCUAUGAACAGGAUAUUGGGCAGAUAACGAUGAAUGGAUCGACUACCGCUUCACUAACAAUCUUGGGAUCGGUAGAUGCUACUGGAUCAUGUGACGGAACAAUAUACCACGAAAAUGGACGAACCUGGAAAGAUGUUGUCAUCAUGGCCAGCGUGAAAAUACAAGCUAGGGAUUACGAGGCCAAAGUCAAUCUCAACGAGAAUGAGAUUAGCUUACAGGGAGGUGUAACUUGUCCCUUCAUGAAAGGAUACUGUUUCGAUACUAUAUUGGGAGAAAGUGUAUGGGACAUAAUGGCCGUAGACAGUGAUAACGACAACGGGGAGGGAUCCAUGCAAAUGGACGACCUCACCGUACCACCAGUGGCAGGGCCUGUCGAGCAAUCGGCAGUUAACAAGGACACUGGUAAAAUAACCGAGGGGAUCAAGAAAAUCGACCUUGUGAAGAAACUCUCUGGAGCGCAGCGAAAAAAGGAGCUGAAAGAGAGGAAAAUGGCAGCCGGGACAUUCAUGUGCUACGAGCUUACAAGUGAUGAAGAUUAG